Penicillium brasilianum is the source of this 2502-nucleotide messenger RNA. Lineage: Eukaryota; Fungi; Ascomycota; Eurotiomycetes; Eurotiales; Aspergillaceae. The record is from the annotation of a GenBank genome assembly.
AUGGCCCUGUGGAUAUGGCAUCCAGAGUGGGCAGAGACAUCGAUUGAAACUGCAGGGGCUCUGGUCCAUUUCCGGAAGACGGUUUCUAUCUCGUCUGUCCCUUCUCAACCGGUGUAUAUCCAGAUCACCGCCGACACCAAGUACAAACUCUACAUUAACUCAGAACUACUGGUCAUCGGCCCUGUGAAAGGAGAUCAGCAUAUGUGGUUCUACGAUGAAGUGGAUAUCCAACCUUUUUUGAAAGCGGGCGACAACGACAUCAAUGUUCAGGUACUGAGGCUGUACCACGCCACAUCGCAUGGAGCGAGUUUUCCGCGUCUUCCCCAACCUGGGUUACUGAUUCGCCAAGCUCGUUUGUCCGAAGAUGUCGGCUUCGACAUACAGAGCGAUAAGUCCUGGGAGACUGUCAUCGACCUUUCAACGCGUUUACCGACAAAUAUGCCAGAGGACCAAUUCCUGCAAAUCUACGAGCAAGUGGACAACAGCCUAGCGAUCGAGGAACCAGCAUGGUUGGCAGCUAAGGAGCUUGACUUUCCAACUUCUCACGGCAUAUCGGCUCCCUGGAAACUGUCACCGCGUCUCAUUCCGUAUCCUCGAUACCAGGCAGUGCCUUUCAAGGCAAUUCACAACAUAGAAAGCACAGUCCCUCGCGCGGAAUGGGAGAAGGCCUUACUUGCACCCCACGAUGGAGGCUGUCAUUCGACAAUUCUUCUUCCAGCUGGCAGUCGGCACCAUGUAGAGCUGGAGGCCGAGAGUCACAUAACGGCCUACCUCCAAUUUCGGUUCCAACGGCCAUUCCGCUUCGGAAGCAGCCUGAAAGUGACUUACUCCGAGUCGUACGAAGAUAUGCCCGAAGUUAUUCCUUGGAUUCGGCGCAAAGGUAACCGGCUUGACACUGCAAAGAGUAUCAGAGGGCCUGAGGACCAGUUUUUCUUUGGCGGUACCGAUGCAACUCACUUGAGGAGCAACCCUCGAUACCAUCAGAAUUGUGAGGAUCAAGAGAUUUUCUCACCUUUCCAUUUUCGCACAUUUCGAUUUCUGGCCGUGGACAUCGAAGUGACACAUCAAUCAGAUCUUGUCAUGGAUCGCAUUGACUUGACAACAACAAACUACCCUCUGGAAGUCAUCGCAGAUGUAAAUGUCUCCCCCGCAGGAGGCUUGUACCGGGAGCUGUGGAGUACGAGUCUCCGGACCCUUAAAAACUGCAUGCACGACUGCUAUGAGGACUGCCCUUUCUAUGAACAGCUUCAAUAUGUGAUGGACGCCCGAAGCUCAGCACUGUUCACGUACUGUGUGUCUGGUGACGAUCGCCUAGCACGCCAGGCGAUUCUGCAAAUAUACAACACCUUCCAACCCAGGAUAGGACUAACUGCUAGCCGCGCACCAGCACAUCAACUGCAAAUCAUUCCGCAUUUCUCUUUGUUUUGGAUCGCCAUGGUGACCGACCAUUUCGAAUAUUUCAAGGAUACCGAAUUCACUCGUCAAUUUAUACCAGUAUGCGAUGGCGUUCUGGAAUCGUUUGCCCGCCGUAUAGAUCCCCAGGUGGGCCUGGUCCGUACCUCGCAGAAUUCAGAUCACUGGGACUUUGUCGACUGGGCGGAAUCAUGGAAGCCGAUGGGGAUUCCUCCAGCUGCUGAAAGAAGCGGCUUUCAAGCAUUCACGAACAUGUUGUAUGUUUACAGUUUGAGGCGCAUCUCUGUCGUCUUGAUCGCGAUCGGAAGACUAGGGCUUGCAGAAGAAUACGAAAUACGGGCAAAAUCAGUCAUUAAGGCCCUGAAAACGUAUUGUUUCGAUGGACGAUUCUUCACUGAUGGCUUGUCGGAUUCGUGCAAUAGACAGAAUGACUACAGCCAGACCAGUCAAGCCUGGGCGGUGCUUUGCGGUGCUGCGACCGAUGACUUGGCCGUGGACAUUAUGGUCGAAAGCACUGCUGCGACCGCCGGGGAGAGAUCAUCACAAAACUUCACGCCGGCGUCAACUGCAAUGUCAUUCUACGUGCUCCGUGCUCUUUCUAUGGCUGGUGGCGGAAUCUAUGAAAAGCGCUUCCACAGCAUCUGGGAGCCAUGGAAGACACAACUCAAGCAGAACCUCACAACAUGGGUGGAGGAUGAUGUCUCGAAUCGGUCGGACUGUCAUGCUUGGGGAAGUUCGCCUCUUUUUGAGAUGGUGGCCGAAGUGGCUGGGGUCCGCAUGAGUGCGCCGGGAUGGGAAGUUAUAGACUUUCAGCCCCGUCUCAGCUUGUUCUCUGAACUCAACGCCACCAUUCCAUUUGUACGGAAUGGAGCACCAGGCCUGGCACGUGUGCAGUGGCAAUACCAAGGGGACAACUUUGGAGUCUCAAUCUCACUGAAGCUGGAUUCGGCGGAAACGUCGACACCAGCCGUGCGCCUAAUCUCUCCAGACGGGCACGUCGAGAUUAUCGAUUCCGCCUCCAAACCAAUUCAUCGUACGAUCAAAAGCUCUUUGAUGAGGGAGCCGUUCCCUAGGCCCCUAUCAUCGUAA